AUGGAGCUGGUUCAAUUGCAAGUUUUGAAUCUUUCACAAAAUCAUUUGACUGGAAGGAUCCCCAAGAAGAUUGGCAACUUGAAGCAACUUGAAACACUUGAUCUAUCAAUGAAUGCACUCUCCGGUGCAAUCCCCGAAAGCUUAUCUGAUUUGUACUCAUUGAACUCUCUGAAUUUGUCACACAAUAAACUUUCAGGGCCAAUACCAUCAGGAAAUCAGCUGCAAACCUUGACCGAUCCAUCCAUCUAUGAAGGAAACAGUGGACUCCGUGGCAAACCGCUCCCAAAUAGCUGCUGGGAACACAAAUUGCCUACCAAAAAUGGGCCUAGUGAUGAUGAUGAAGGCCACAGCGAAUCUGAUUGGUCUUGGUUUUAUGCUGGUAUAGGACCGGGUUUUGCUGUCGGGCUCUUGGGAGUUUUGGGAAUCCUUCUCCUCAAGAAGUCAUGGCGCUAUGCAUACUUCAAGUUUGUAGAAAGUGCCUGUGACAAAAUCUGGACUAUCAGAGUGGCUGCUGCUGUUGUUGUCCAGAGUGCCUCGAGAAGCAAUAGUAGUUUUGUUGUCUGUUACCUGCAAUUGGGGGCACUUGAGAUUCUGCAUUUGAAUGGAAAUAAAUUCAUUGGGAGGCUCCCGUCAUCAAUUCAGCAUCUGAGCAAUUUGGUAAUUUUUGAUCUUGGUGACAAUGGACUAAGGGAUACCAUACCAGCUUGGAUUGGGGAAAUGUCAUCAAAUUUGAUGUUUCUAAGAUUUCAGUCAAAUAACUUCUAUGGAGGUAUUUCUGACAAGCUAUGCCUACUCUCAAGUCUUCAAGUGCUGAACCUGGCACACAAAAACUUAACAGGAUAUAUUCCUCAUUGUUUUAACAACUUCUCAAUGAUGGUAUCAAGUGAACAUGGAAGCAUUCUCACGAUAACUUACGAUACCACCAACCUUCAAAACUAUAAGGGAGGAAAUGAACUUGAGUACUCCUUUGGGAACCUUGUGCUCAUUAAAUCCAUAAGCCUCUCAACAAAUAAUUUAGUGGGUGAGAUCCCUGAUGGGAUAAUGGAUCUGGCUGGUAUACAAACUUUGAACCUUUCUCACAACCAUUUGACUGGAAGGAUCUCUGAGAAGAUUGGCAACUUAAAGCGACUUGAAACGCUAGAUCUAUCAAUGAAUGAAUUCUUCGGUGCAAUACCUAACAACUUAUCAACAAUAAACUCAUUGAGCUUCCUAAAUUUGUCACACAAUAGCCUUUCAGGGGAAAUACCAUCAGGAAAUCAACUUCAGACCUUAACCGAUCCAUCCAUCUAUGAAGGAAAUAAUGGACUUUGUGGCAAGCCACUCCCAAAGAGCUGCCCCGAGAACAAGUCACCAGCCAAAAAUGAUCCUAUCCUAGAUGACAAAGAUCAUGGUGAGUUUGAUUGGUCAUGGUUUUAUGCUGGUCUAGGACCUGGUUUUGCUCUCGGCCUCGUGGGAUUCUUGGCAAUCCUUCUCUUCAAGAGGUCUUGGCGCUAUGCAUACUUCGAGUUUCUGGAAAGUGCAAGUGACAGAAUUGCCGCAAUGAUAGCAUUGAAGACUACUCGGCGUGCGAGGAACUUCCGUUGA
Coffea eugenioides is the source of this 1584-nucleotide messenger RNA. RefSeq names its product receptor-like protein EIX2. Lineage: Eukaryota; Viridiplantae; Streptophyta; Magnoliopsida; Gentianales; Rubiaceae. The record is from RefSeq and is a predicted model, not a curated record. Gene Ontology annotation, molecular function: protein binding. The transcript is spliced from 3 exons. The coding region runs from base 1 to 1584 and encodes 527 amino acids.